Protopolystoma xenopodis is the source of this 438-nucleotide messenger RNA. NCBI's taxonomy places the organism in Eukaryota, Metazoa, Platyhelminthes, Monogenea, Polystomatidea, Polystomatidae. The record is from the annotation of a GenBank genome assembly.
AUGUCAGGUGCUCCUCAUAAAUCCAAAUCGCUAGUGUUUGAAGAGUUGAAGAGCUGCCAAAAACAUACUGCGCUCGCCCUCCAGUGGCCGAGGGAAUCGGCCCAAGGCCUCGCAAAAGACUAUGCGUGUCCGACAUCAGUUAUGGAGUGUUGCAAAAAAACAGCAACCCUUGCUUGGCUGGAAUGGGCCGAUACCACCUGGUGCUGGAGGGACGCAGACGAAGCGGCCUACAGUAUUAUUUAUUCGUUCACUGACCUUUGCAACUAUCGGUCAGGCGCCGCGAUAGUGCCCAAAGAUUCAGUCGACGUUUCUGGCCUGAAGACGAUCUUGAAAGGCGUUUUCAGCUGCCCUCUAAAAGAGACGACAACCGGCCAGACAAACAACGGCAAUUAUGGGCACACGUGUGUGUCCCAUGAAAAGAGGGCAGAUGAAGAUUAG